ACCACAUCUCCCAAGAUGGAUAAGUUUCGUAUGAUGUUCCAGUUCCUCCAGUCCAACCAGGAAUCCUUUAUGAAUGGGAUCUGUGGUAUCAUGGCACUAGCCAGUGCACAGAUGUACUCUGCCUUUGAGUUUAGCUGCCCCUGUAUGCCAGAGUACAACUACACCUAUGGGAUCGGACUGCUCUUUAUUCCACCUAUAUGGUUCUUUCUGUUGGGUUUCGUGUUGAACAAUAAUGUGUCAGUGCUCGCAGAGGAGUGGAAAAGACCCACAGGGAAGCGCGGCAAGGAUCCAACAAUCCUUCGCUACAUGUUUUGCUCAAUCACGCAGAGAUCCUUGAUAGCACCUGCGGUGUGGGUGUCUGUCACUCUCAUGGAUGGGAAGAGCUUCCUCUGUGCGUUCAGCGUCAACCUGGACAUUGACAGGUUUGGGAAUUACAGUGUGAUGACGGGGCUGUCAGAGACAGAGAAGAUAAAACUGCUGGCGAGGAUUCCAUGCAAAGAUCUAUUUGAGCAUCAGGAAAUAAGAGUGGCAGCAUCACGAUACAUCAAGUGUAUAUCACAGGUAGCCAGCUGACUUGGUUUCUCCACUUUACUGUGA
Epinephelus lanceolatus (giant grouper) is the source of this 597-nucleotide messenger RNA. The record is from RefSeq and is a predicted model, not a curated record. NCBI's taxonomy places the organism in Eukaryota, Metazoa, Chordata, Actinopteri, Perciformes, Serranidae.